This is a messenger RNA of Leptinotarsa decemlineata (Colorado potato beetle), 1063 nucleotides long. It is a transcript of the gene Txl, whose product is annotated as Thioredoxin-like. The record is from RefSeq and is a predicted model, not a curated record. NCBI's taxonomy places the organism in Eukaryota, Metazoa, Arthropoda, Insecta, Coleoptera, Chrysomelidae.
ACAGUUCACAGUAGUGAAUGAAUGGGCAAAUUUUCUGUCCAAUUCAUAACCUCUUUUUUUUGACAGUUCCCUUUCGACCCCAGUAGUUAGGAGUGUAUUUGUAUCGCGUAUGAAAUUUUGCAGACAUGGCAUCCGUUAAAGCCAUAACAGACGAAUCCCAUUUCCAAUCUGAACUGGCUAACGCUUCUACAAAACUUGUAGUUGUCGAUUUUACUGCAACAUGGUGCGGACCUUGCCUGAGAAUAGCCCCCAUAUUUAAUCAGCUUGCCGCCAAAUAUCCUAGAGCAGUAUUCUUGAAAGUUGAUGUUGAUCAGUGUCAGGAAACUGCGGCUGCUCAAGGUGUCUCUGCCAUGCCAACAUUUAUUUUUUAUCGUAAUAAGAUAAAAAUUGACCGCUUGCAAGGAUCAGAUCCAGUAGGACUGGAAAAUAAAAUUAAACAAUUUUAUGGUACUGAAGAAAGUGAAGAUAGCGAAGAAGCAGUAGUGGGUCACAUGGAUUUACUUCCUUUCAUUUCCAAAUCAGAAUGUGAAUGUCUCAACGAAAGUGAUGAUCAUCCUUUUGCCAACUGUUUGAGUUCCGGCGGAGGAUAUCUUGAGUCUGACUGUGAUGAACAGUUGAUCAUUUCCAUUUCUUUCAACCAGGCUGUUAAAAUACAUAGUUUGAAAAUAACUGCCCCAGUUGAUAAGGGUCCUAAGGCUAUUAGAAUUUUCAUCAAUCAACCGAGAACUUUGGAUUUUGAUCGGGCAGAUAGUUCAACUAGUGUUCAAGAUAUAGAGAUAACCCCAGAAGAUGUAGGUGGGUCAAUAGUUAAUUUGCGGUAUGUCAAAUUCCAGAAUGUACAGAACAUUCAAUUUUAUGUCAAGAGUAACCUGGGUGGUGGAGAUGUAACCCGAAUCAAUCAUCUGGUCCUCAUUGGUUCUCCGAUAAGUACUACCAACAUGGGCGAUUUCAAAAGAGUAACAGGGAAAAAAGGAGAAAGCCACUGAAGCAUUCAUAGAAAAUAGAUUUUAAUAUUUCAAUACAUUUCAUUACUCUGAAUAUACUAUUGCAUUAUUUCCUUUAA